GUCAUCGAUGCCGGCGAAUCAGUUGUUCGGAUAUCGUACGCGGGGGAGUGUUAAUGCCGUAGCGUUAGUUCGAGUGAAAGUUUAGGAAGAAAAACCAUUUAAAUUUUGGCAUUCUAAGGAAGUGAUAUCGUUGAAUUUACAAGCUCUAUCGACGAAUCGAUAUUAUCGUUAAUAAAAAAGCAUUAAACGGCGCUCGUGACGACGAAAGAACAAUUAUUCUAUUAUAUCCGUGGAACAUGGAGGUUUUGCCGUGUCCUGUAAACGUGAAUUUCAGCAAUACCAGAGCUGGAACAGUGACAGACGAAUUGGUGGACGGAGCUUGCCAGGCCUUGGCAAAGCGUCUCGAAGUCGAAUUGAGAAGGGCUAAGCACGCUCAAUUGGCAUGCGGGGAAGUUUUACUACCUGCUGAUCUUUUGCCUAGAAUAGCCAAAAAUGUUCUUGCCAUGGCUGAAAAUGAACCUUGCGGUCUUAGGGGUUGCACCUUGUUCAUCAGUUUCGAAACUGACAGCGUGUGUCGCAAAUUGUCGAAAAUACAAUGCGACCCUAACACGGUGUCCACCUUCGAAUUGUACUUGACGUUGAAACAAGAUCACACGUCUUGGCACAUUUUGUUACCACAAUUUUUAAAAAACCUUACGCGAGGGGGCACCAUCAUGAUCAGUAGGGAUUUUACUUUGGAAAAAAAGAAAUUGUACAGAUCCUACCAGCAUGCACAGUGAACGAUUCACUUGUUUCUCUGUCAUUCGAUUUUCUUGGUAGACGCGAUUAUUCCAAGCUCCACCGAUAAUUUUAUAGGGCCAAGGUGAUCUACGGAGCCUUCACUUUCCGCGCGAAAUGACAGAUCGAGUUUUUCGAUGUGGACAUAUUUUGCAAUUAUUCGCUACAAAGAAUUAUGGAAAGGACACAAGGAGGAGAAUCGGAGAAGGAGAGAGAAGUAUGGAAGAACUAUAUUUCUAGACCAUGAUACGAAAAAGGUGGAAAGUACAUCCCACGAUGAAAAUGCAGACUCGAUAACAGAUUUGUUUUCUCCAAUCUGCAAUGGCUCGAAGAUGAUCGUGCGAUUUGGCUGUGUUCAUAGCCGCUAAUAUUGCGAUCGGUUCGAAGAAACGAAGCCUAUACGUUCGACUAUUGUGAUAGUAAGACAAAACACAAAUUUCAUUAUUGUUAAGAGCGAAAGUUUCUGUACGCGAUUCCUGGACUUUGCAUAUUUCUUUAAUCGUAAAUUUAACAAGAAUGUAUAAAAAAACGAGUACAAUAAAUCGAUAACAAUUUUCCAGGGUCGCGUAAAGAUACAUUCUCUCGUUAUAGGAGAAAAGCGUGUAUCUUCGUUCGACGAAGAAGCGACUCGUUAUACGACUCGUACACGAAUUCUCCGUGAUAACGCCUAACGACAUUGUCGAUUAGUCAUAAUAGUUUAGGUAUCUAUCUAGAUACGAUAUAAUUUUUAGUUUGAAAAUCACCAUCGGAUACCUAAUCUCAACAUCUGUUAAAAUGCAAAUUCGUAGAAUUCGUUCGUAUAAUUCUGGCCAGUGCUGAGUUGUCGUUCUUUUUUUCUUUUUUAUUCGAGGCUAUCUAUCCAUCGUUCGUUAACAUUCGGCUCCGUGAAAUUUUCUCGUUUCGACUACUCCUCGAUACAUGAUUUUUCAGACGAAAAGUCACGAUUACUUUAGGUAUCGAUCGGUAAUGAUGUUGUGAUAUUAAUGAAAACAAACGUGAUUAACGAAUAACGUAAAUUGAAUCCGUGCAACAUAUUAAGUAAUCAUGUACGUAACUUUCUCCUGCAUUUGCGACAAUUUUCCAGGACAAAACGAUUACGUUUGCUGUUCGCUAAUUAUCGUAGUUGGUGACUUUGAUAGACUAUAUUUUGUUCAAACAUUGAAAUCAUUUCGUCCGAAGAAAAUUUGCGUCAGUUCUUCCAGGAGGACGUGUAAACGUAUACACAUAACGCGCGUGCGUGCGCGCGCUGAAAUUUAUAUGUAUGAAUUUAUAAGACUGAUCAGCGAUAGAUACUAAAUUUUUCAGGAUAAGUUUUUCAUGAAUAGCUGCGCAUGCGUAUAUCUUCUUUAAAAUAGCAGGGACACUUCGGGAACUUGUACGCGGUACAACGAUCGCUUAGGUCGAAGUCGUUGAACGAAAUGAUCUUCCUGACCACUUUGCAAACAAACGUAUAAGUAAAGGAACAAGAAACAAAUAUGGCGUAUGUGUGAUGUUCGUGUCGUUAUUAUAUCGAUUAUGUAGAAAACAGAAUAUAUAAAAUGCUGUUACGUAUAUUUUGUACUUCGUUAAAAAAGUUAGAAAUAACAAAAAGACAUUAGAUGCAUAACGCGUAGAAUUAUUUAAUUUUUUUUUAUAUACGAUAUUACCAUUAGGUAUUGCUUGCGUAGAUUGAACAUGGCGGAAAGUUGAACAAGAAACAAACGUUUGCGUUACGAAAUCAAGUUGCGACUAGGUGUAAAUUUUUAGUAUACUUUGAUCAAUUUUCACGAUUUGUCUUUUUCUCUUGUUGGAGAAGAGCGAUCCCGUUGGCGAGUUUGCACUCGUCCCUCGGCUCGUUUCGACUCCGUUAAUUUUCUGGUCUUGAAUUGUCUCCAAACGAAUAAUUGCGUUAACUACGAUUUAAUAAUGUUAGGGGUACACGCGCUACCUCCGUCGAGAUUUUUUAACGAUUCUUGCGAGACGUUUGUAAUUUUUUUUUUUUGAGCCCUUUACCGCCUACAUGUGAUGUUAAUUUUAAUUUGUGAUCUUACUGACAAAUAAGAGAGACAAGGAAUAAAUAAUUACGGAACUUUUAAUAAA
This is a messenger RNA of Hylaeus volcanicus, 2796 nucleotides long. RefSeq names its product protein charybde-like. Lineage: Eukaryota; Metazoa; Arthropoda; Insecta; Hymenoptera; Colletidae. The record is from RefSeq and is a predicted model, not a curated record. Gene Ontology annotation, cellular component: cytoplasm. Gene Ontology annotation, biological process: negative regulation of signal transduction; regulation of TOR signaling; apoptotic process. The transcript is spliced from 4 exons. Bases 237 to 719 code for a protein of 160 amino acids.